UUUUCGCGCCGCCAACAGCGCAGAGGGCAUUCCGCGCCGGCGCGCCGCCAUCUUUAUCUUUAGCUUCCAUUCCCGCCGUGGUGCCGGACUGGACGUCAAAUUUGCCGAAUUUUUCAAUUUUCCAAAUCAAUUCUGUCCAAAGUGUCUCGCAAGAUGAAUAAAGAGGACGAGGAGCCCAUGGAGGAGGGAGACACCAAUGAAAAUUCGAAUGCCGAAUCAACUGGUGAGUCGUCCUCUCGUGGGGCGAAGUCGGACGACUUUGACACCAAAGUGGAGGCCGACCGAGGAAAGCGAUUUGAAUAUCUGCUGCAGCAAACUGAAAUCUUCAGCCAUUUCAUGAGUGGUAACAAAAGUGAGAAAACUCCCACAAGCCCUCUGAAAGUUAAGCCUGGCAGGCCUAAGAAGAUUGCUGCUGAACCUCGUAUCUCGGAGUCUGCUGCAGAUCACCGUCAUCGCAAAACUGAGCAAGAAGAAGAUGAGGAGUUGCUUGCAGAAACUAAUGCCAGCGCAAAGGCUAUUACUAGAUUUGAUGCAUCUCCAUAUUACAUCAAAAAUGGUGAACUCAGGGACUACCAAGUUAGAGGUUUGAACUGGAUGAUCUCACUUUAUGAAAAUGGAAUCAACGGAAUUUUGGCUGAUGAAAUGGGUCUUGGCAAAACUCUGCAAACUAUCUCUCUGCUGGGUUACAUGAAGCACUACAGGAGCAUCCAAGGUCCUCAUAUUGUGAUCGUACCCAAAUCAACAUUGGCAAACUGGAUGAAUGAAUUUAAAAAAUGGUGUCCCUCCUUGAGGGCCGUUUGUCUGAUUGGUGACCAGAAUGCCAGGACGACUUUCAUUCGUGAGACUUUGAUGCCCGGAGAGUGGGAUGUUUGCGUCACCUCUUACGAAAUGAUCAUUAAGGAGAAAUCAGUAUUCAAGAAGUUCAACUGGCGCUACAUGGUGAUAGACGAGGCUCACAGAAUCAAGAAUGAAAAGUCCAAGUUGUCUGAAAUUGUGAGGGAGUUCAAAACCACCAACCGACUUUUGCUCACGGGUACGCCCUUGCAAAACAACUUGCACGAACUGUGGUCGCUUCUAAACUUCUUACUUCCCGACGUCUUCAACUCGUCUGAUGACUUUGACUCGUGGUUCAAUGAGAACAACUUUGAAGGAGAUCACAGACUUGUUGAACGUCUGCAUUCAGUCCUUCGUCCGUUCCUUCUGCGACGUCUUAAAUCAGACGUUGAGAAGAAACUUCUCCCCAAAAAGGAAGUGAAAGUUUUUGUCGGCCUCAGCAAAAUGCAGAGAGAAUGGUACACCAAGGUGCUGAUGAAGGACAUUGACGUUGUUAAUGGUGCCGGCAAAAUUGAGAAAAUGCGGCUGCAGAACAUUUUGAUGCAGCUGCGAAAGUGCUGCAACCACCCCUACCUCUUUGACGGAGCCGAGCCUGGCCCACCUUACACCACUGAUGAACAUCUCGUUUACAAUUGUGGCAAGAUGGUCAUCUUAGACAAACUGCUUCCAAAACUACAGGAGCAGGGAAGCAGGGUUCUCAUCUUCAGUCAGAUGACUCGUAUGCUUGACAUUUUGGAGGACUACUGUCUGUGGAGGGCUUAUAAUUACUGCCGUUUGGAUGGUCAAACACUGCAUGAGGAUCGUCAACGACAGAUCAACGAAUUCAACGAGCCGGGCAGCGAGAAGUUUGUCUUCAUGUUGUCGACCAGAGCUGGUGGCUUGGGCAUCAACUUGGCCACUGCUGACAUAGUACUUAUCUUUGAUUCUGAUUGGAAUCCGCAGAUGGAUCUUCAGGCUAUGGACCGAGCUCACAGAAUUGGCCAACUGAAGCAGGUCAAGGUUUUCCGCUUCAUCACUGAAAAUACCGUUGAGGAAAAAAUUGUUGAAAGGGCAGAGGUCAAGCUACGUUUGGACAAAUUGGUUAUCCAACAAGGUCGAUUGGUGGACAGCAAGUCUAAUCAGCUGGCAAAGGAUGAAAUGCUGAGCAUGAUUCGUCACGGAGCUAAUCACGUCUUUGCUUCAAAAGAUUCAGAAAUCACUGAUGAAGAUAUUGACACCAUUCUUGAGAAGGGCGAACUGAAGACUGAGGAGCUGAAACAAAAAAUGGAAUCUCUCGGAGAAUCAUCUCUUCGCAACUUCACCGUGGAUGCUCCCACCGAGUCCGUCUACCAAUUUGAGGGUGAAGACUACCGCGAGAAGCAGAAGAUGUUUGGCAUUGGUUCCUGGAUUGAACCCCCAAAGAGAGAGCGCAAAGCCAACUACGCAGUUGACGCAUAUUUCCGAGAAGCCCUGAGAGUGUCGGAGCCGAAAGCACCAAAGGCGCCUCGUCCGCCAAAACAGCCCAUUGUCCAGGACUUCCAGUUCUUCCCACCUCGCCUCUUUGAACUGCUUGACCAAGAGAUUUACUUUUACCGCAAAUCAGUAGGCUACAAAGUGCCCAAGAACCCUGAACUUGGCUCUGACGCAAACAGAGUGCAGAAGGAGGAGCAACGCAAAAUAGAUGAUGCUGAACCUCUGUCAGAUGACGAGCAGACAGAAAAAGAGCGCCUGCUCACGACAGGUUUUACAAACUGGUCCAAAAGAGACUUCAACCAAUUCAUCAAAGCCAAUGAGAAAUAUGGCCGCGAUGAUAUUGAAAAUGUUGCAAGAGACGUCGAGGGCAAAACUCCUGAGGAGGUCAUGGAGUACAGUGCUGUUUUCUGGGACCGCUGCUCAGAAUUGCAGGAUAUUGAUCGCAUCAUGACCCAAAUUGAGAGAGGAGAAACAAAGAUCCAGCGUCGUGCCAGUAUUAAGAAGGCCUUGGAUGCUAAGAUGGCGCGUUAUCGAGCCCCAUUCCAUCAACUGAGAAUAGCUUAUGGCACUAAUAAGGGCAAGAACUAUACCGAGGAAGAGGACAGAUUCCUUGUGUGCAUGCUGCAUAAGCUAGGGUUUGACAAGGAGAAUGUGUACGAGGAGCUGAGGGCUGCAGUUAGAGCUGCCCCACAGUUUAGAUUUGAUUGGUUUAUCAAGUCUCGCACAGCUAUGGAGCUGCAGCGUCGUUGCAAUACUCUGAUCACCCUGAUUGAGAGAGAAAAUCAGGAACUCGAGGAGAAAGAGCGUCAGGAGAAGAAAAAGCGUGGUCCCAAGCCAGGCAACUCGCAGGCCAACGCGUCUCAGGCAGCUUCGUCCAGCACACCUGGCAGCCAGAAGAAGCGUGCCGAACCAGCUCCCGAAACAAAGGGAGGAAGAAAGAAGAAGAAAGUGAGUGAGAAAUGAACAGAGGUUGACAAGAUUUGAAAUUAAUGAUUCCAUGUAUUUAGUUUCUAAGUCUAGCGAAGUAAUUUAUUUUUUGUAUUCUAGCCUAGCAAUAUAUUUGAAUGUGAACCCUUAAA
Neocloeon triangulifer is the source of this 3365-nucleotide messenger RNA. RefSeq names its product chromatin-remodeling complex ATPase chain Iswi (gene Iswi). The record is from RefSeq and is a predicted model, not a curated record. The coding region runs from base 154 to 3249 and encodes 1031 amino acids. The transcript has 13 exons. Gene Ontology annotation, biological process: nucleosome organization; regulation of transcription by RNA polymerase II. NCBI's taxonomy places the organism in Eukaryota, Metazoa, Arthropoda, Insecta, Ephemeroptera, Baetidae. Gene Ontology annotation, molecular function: nucleosome binding; ATP hydrolysis activity; histone binding. Gene Ontology annotation, cellular component: chromatin; nucleus.